AUGAAAUCGUGUGGAAUUGGAAAAUACGUCACUAAUACAAUCAAGUCAAAUAACAUAGAUUUCCAAAAUAUCAAAGAUUUACAUAAUCCUAUGAAAUUUCGUAUAAAACAAAGGCAUUCACUAUUGAAUUUGAAGAUAGCGGUUUGGGAUUAUGCUGACGUGGAUGUCUUCCAAAGAGUAGAUUAUAUGUCGUCCUAUAUUAAAGUAGAGAGACACUUUGCAUGGAAAAUCAUAAACCUCAAAGGAAGAGUAAGCAGUAUGUUUCUUCAGCUAAAGAUGUAUUGCAAUCAGAACUAUUAUGGAAGCACUUGUAAAACAUAUUGUAUUCCGACAAAUUCUGAGAAGGGCCAUUAUAAAUGUGACAAAAAUACCGGCCGCAAAAAAUGCUAUACUGGUUGGACAGGAGAGAAUUGUCACGUGAAUCAAGAUGAUUGCUCGAGCAGUAGAUGUCACAGUUCUGCUACUUGCAUAGAUGGUGUUAAUUAUUAUACAUGUUUAUGUCCACCAGAACGAACAGGAACAACUUGUGACAUAUUGCUAUAUAAAACCACCGCAAGACUUAUCCAAACAGCGAGCACAUAUCAGACGAAGUCGACAAGUGUCUCUCACGAUGAAGACUCUCAGAAAAGCGUAUCACAUGUCACAACAGCUACGACAACAUCUCGACAUCUUUCUGAAGCAAGUACAUUCACGUCAGAUUCUACACUGAAAGUAAAAUUAAAUGUUACAGCCGCGAAGACAUCAAGAUCUCCACCAGUCACAAAAGAAUUUCACACAGAUACAACCUCUGACACAACAAUCCCAUCAAAGGCUACAGACACAAGACUUCCAGACUAUUAUGUAUCUGAGGAUGUUACUGAAUUGACUGAAAUUAGCAGAACAAAUAUAUCUACAACCCGUGUUUUAGACAAAACUAUUACUGCUAGGGAAAACGAAACAGAUUUCAAUGUGUCGUCUGUUCAACCAACGACAACAUCUCUCUUUCUCACAACUAGUAUAACACAAGAAGAAUACUCUACUCAUAUACCGGCAAAUACUACAAUAUCAUUUACACCAAUUAAAGAUAGUACUGACAGUGUAACAACAGGUGAAACAGUAAGAUCAGACUCAACGUCACAGACUAUACAACAGACUCGUCUUGGAACAGAAGGCGAUGCGACCAAAGUAACGGAGAAGACCUCAUUCGGAAUCAAUGAAACAGAAACAGAAAAUGUAACAUUAGUGUUCGAUUACAAAAUUUCGACAUCUGACCAUUUAGCAACCAAUAUUAGCAGCGUUGCACCAGUAGAAUCAGAUAUCACUUCAUCAACUCUGUCUACUGUCGCAAACGUUUCAGGUUAUUAUGUAUCUGAAGAUAUAACUACAUCGACUGAGAUUAACCGAACAGAUAUAUCUUCCCAAACAUCAGAAGCAACAAUGUCACAUUCAUCACAGAGACAGCCGACAGAUCGUUUUCUAUUUACUGAAGAUUUCAUCGAUCAGUUCAAUACAACAACAGAAAAAGGCCCGUCGAAAUCAGAGAAUAUCACAGAUUUCUCUAGAGAGUACACCACGGAUAAAUUAAACCAAACCGUUGAAAGUUCUACUACAUUACAGACCAGGACAAUAAGCAAAGACGACGAAAUAUUCUAUACUGAUACGAAAACAGUCGAAGCAAUCUCAAUAGCAUCUGAAUCGUCUCGUGAUACCAGUUCCGUUCCAGCCAUUCCGCAAUCUUCAAAAACUUUUUCUUCGAUUCAGGAGGGGAAAACUAUAUAUCCUGCUACAGAACCAACGAGCACUCGUAUUGAAACACCAGACAGUUGGGUUGAAAACGUUACAAUUCAGACAUCUAAAGAAGCCAGCACAGAUUUCACUAAACUAUUGGAAACACAAUCUGUAGAUAGCUUGAGAAAUUACACUGGAUACAGUGCAACAGACUACGACACGAGUAAAAUGUCAACAGAGGAAGGAAAAGAACUUAAAACCGAAGUUUUAUUUACUAUAGAUGUAGCAAACACCUCGAUUGAAUCUUCAUCUGAGCUAACUCGGUUCGUACCUUUCCUUGAUAAUGUUACAUCGGCUUUUCAGGGUAAAACAUCAAGCAAAGAAGGUGGCGAAGAAACUAUGACCAGUAGCGUAAUUACUACAGGAGUAAAUGAAACAUAUUUUAGUGUGUCACCAACUCAAUCAACAUCCACAUCUUCUCUCUUUCCUGAAACUGCUGAAACAAAGGAAGAAUACUCUACACAUACAGCUCCGAAUGGCACGGUGUCAUUCACUCCUAUUAAAGAUUUUACUGAUAGUGUAACACGACAGACUAGUCAUGAAACAGAAGACAAUGCGACCAAAUUAAUGGAGAAGACUUCAUUCGGAAUCAAUGAAACAGAAAUAGAGAAUGUAACAUUAGUGUUCGGUUACAAAAUUUCGACAUCUGAUCAUUUAACAACCAAUAUAAGCAGCGUUGCACCAGUAGAAUCAGAUAUCACUUCAUCAAUUCUGUCUACUGACGCAAAAGUUUCAGAUUACCAUGUAUCUGAAGAUAUAACUACAUCGACUGAGAUUAACCGAACAGAUAUAUCUUCCCAAACACCAGAAGCAACAAUGUCACAUUCAUCACCGAGGCAGCCGACAGAUCAUUUUCUAUUUACUGAAGAUUUCAUCGAUCAAUUCAAUACAACAACAGAAAAAGGCCCGUCGAAAUCAGAGAAUAUCACAGAUUUCUCUAGAGAGUACACGACUGAUAAAUUAAACCAAACCGUUGAAAGUUCUACUACAUUACAGACCAGCACAAUAAGCAAAGACGACGAAAUAUUCUAUACUGAUACGAAAACAGUCGAAGCAAUCUCAUUACCAUCUGAAUCGUCUCGUGAUACCAGUUCCGUUCCAGCCAUUACACAGUCUUCAAACACUUUUUCUUCGAUUCAGGAGGGGAAAACUAUAUAUCCUGCUACAGAACCAACGAGCACUCGUAUUGAAACGCCAGACAGUUGGGUUGAAAACGUUACAAUUCAGACAUCUCAAGAAACCAGCACAGAUUUCACUAAACUAUUGGAAACACAAUCUGUAAGUAGCGUGAGCAAUUACACUGGAUACAGUGCAACUGACUACAAUACAAGUAAAAUGUCAACAGAGGAAGGAAAAGAACUUAGAACCGAAGUUUUAUUUACAACGGAAUCAACAAACAUAUCGACUCAUUCAUCAUUAGAGGUAAGUCGGUUCGUACCUUACCUUGACAAUAUUACAGAAACUGUAACCAGCAGUGUUACUAUUGUUGGAGAAAACGAAACAGAUACCAAUGUAUCGUCUGUUCAACCAACAACAACCUCUCUCUUUCUUACAACUAAUAUAACACAAGACGAAUACUCUACACAUAUACCGGCAAAUACUACAAUAUCAUUUACACCAAUUAAAGAUAGUACUGACAGUGUAACAACAGGUGAAACGGUAAGAUCAGACUCAACAUCACAGAUUAUACAACACACUCGUCUUGGAACAGAAGGCGAUGUAACCAAAUUAAUGGAGAAGACCUCAUUCGGAAUCAAUGAAACAGAAACAGAAAAUGUAACAUUAGUGUUCGGUUACAAAAUUUCAACAUCUGAUCAUUUAACAACCAAUAUUAGCAGUGUUGCACCAGUAGAAUCAGAUAUCACUUCAUCAACUCUGUCUACUGACGCAAAAGUUUCAGGUUAUUAUGUAUCUGAAGAUAUAACUACAUCGACUGAGAUUAACCGAACAGAUAUAUCUUCCCAAACACCAGAAGCAACAAUGUCACAUUCAUCACCGAGGCAGCCGACAGAUCAUUUUCUAUUUACUGAAGAUUUCAUCGAUCAAUUCAAUACAACAACAGAAAAAGGCCCGUCGAAAUCAGAGAAUAUCACAGAUUUCUCUAGAGAGUACACGACUGAUAAAUUAAACCAAACCGUUGAAAGUUCUACUACAUUACAGACCAGCACAAUAAGCAAAGACGACGAAAUAUUCUAUACUGAUACGAAAACAGUCGAAGCAAUCUCAUUACCAUCUGAAUCGUCUCGUGAUACCAGUUCCGUUCCAGCCAUUACACAGUCUUCAAACACUUUUUCUUCGAUUCAGGAGGGGAAAACUAUAUAUCCUGCUACAGAACCAACGAGCACUCGUAUUGAAACGCCAGACAGUUGGGUUGAAAACGUUACAAUUCAGACAUCUCAAGAAACCAGCACAGAUUUCACUAAACUAUUGGAAACACAAUCUGUAAGUAGCGUGAGCAAUUACACUGGAUACAGUGCAACUGACUACAAUACAAGUAAAAUGUCAACAGAGGAAGGAAAAGAACUUAGAACCGAAGUUUUAUUUACAACGGAAUCAACAAACAUAUCGACUCAAUCAUCAUUAGAGGUAAGUCGGUUCGUACCUUACCUUGACAAUAUUACAGAAACUGUAACCAGCAGUGUUACUAUUGUUGGAGAAAACGAAACAGAUACCAAUGUAUCGUCUGUUCAACCAACAACAACAACCUCUCUCUUUCUUACAACUAAUAUAACACAAGACGAAUACUCUACACAUAUACCGGCAAAUACUACAAUAUCAUUUACACCAAUUAAAGAUAGUACUGACAGUGUAACAACAGGUGAAACGGUAAGAUCAGACUCAACAUCACAGAAUAUACAACACACUCGUCUUGGAACAGAAGGCGAUGUAACCAAAUUAAUGGAGAAGACCUCAUUCGGAAUCAAUGAAACAGAAACAGAAAAUGUAACAUUAGUGUUCGGUUACAAAAUUUCAACAUCUGAUCAUUUAACAACCAAUAUUAGCAGUGUUGCACCAGUAGAAUCAGAUAUCACUUCAUCAACUCUGUCUACUGACGCAAAAGUUUCAGGUUAUUAUGUAUCUGAAGAUAUAACUACAUCGACUGAGAUUAACCGAACAGAUAUAUCUUCCCAAACACCAGAAGCAACAAUGUCACAUUCAUCACAGAGGCAGCCGACAGAUCAUUUUCUAUUUACUGAAGAUUUCAUCGAUCAAUUCAAUACAACAACAGAAAAAGGCCCGUCGAAAUCAGAGAAUAUCACAGAUUUCUCUAGAGAGUACACGACUGAUAAAUUAAGCUAUACAACCGAAAGUAGUGCUUCAUCCAGUUCUAAAGCAAAUAUAACCGAUGAAGUCUCCAGGACUGCAGAGUUUAUUGAUAAGAGCAAUAUUUAUAACUUAACUGAAUCAAUAAUCAGUAAUACCAAUGCUACUAUAUAUAGUUCAGAUCAUAUUACCACAACACUAAUGUCGAAGAUUAUUAAUAUUACAACUUACAGACCGAAAAGUAUAGAAGCUGAUUCUGAUUUCCGCACAACCCAAUUCGCUAUUCACGAUACAACGCCUAGCGUGACUUUGGCUAACCAAUAUAUCUCCAGUGCAGGAACGAUUUCUAUUCAAAAUGCCACAGCAAAAAUAGGUCCCAUUGCUUCUGACAGAACAAGGGCCACAUCAUUGUCCUACAAUCAGUCAUCUAAAAAGUUAGUGGCGACAGAUAUUGCUUCUUCCAUAUCUUGGUUGUCGAAGUCUAUGACUGCAAUAAUUCCACCCAAGCACAAGUAUACAUUCUUCAUCACGAAGAUGAUUGUUAAUUGGGUACAACGAAGAUUAAGACUGUUUUUCAAUUUUAAUUGGUUAAGUGUUCACCAGUUUAAAUCCACGUGCAUUGUAUUGGUUAUAAAACCUGCGACUGUUAGGAAAGCCGCUGCGCAGCAACCAAAUCCAAAUUCCGGUUCUGUUGGCCAUAAGCAACUGGAAACAUUAAAACUUAAGGUAUGUCGACCAGCGAAGCAGUUACCAACAACCACAUCCACCACAUUAACUACAACAAAAAGUUCCUUAACCACUUUCAAGUACGAAAACAAAACACAUGUGGAUAAGAAGAUUAUACACCCUGGAAAUUCCGCGACAACCUUCAAAGUCGUGUCUACGGCAAAACCCUAUUAUCAUUACGGAAAGAAUGUUAUCGUGAAAAUUUAUCGAAAGAACCAGCGCAUAUUUCAGAGAACUUUGACUAGGCUUUCUAACUUGUGGAGGGGAGUAAAUCAAAUAACAAAUAGAUUGUACCAACCUGCAACAAACAGAAAACAAGGCAUACGUAGGUUGUGGAACAAUGCUUGGUUAGGAGCGCAAAAAGCUUACAAAAAGUCCCAAUUGCUUCUUAGAAAAACUUACACGAGAGUGGUACUUAGAUUUUCCUCAAUGUUUGAUCAAGCAAAGUCUACAACAGCAACUAAUUUCCGUCAAUAUUAUAACUCAUACCGCAAUUAUUAUAAUAGUUAUAUCACGCAGGUACAAAAUACAGCACAAUAUUUCAAGAAUAAUUACGAUUAUUACACUAAAAAUCUACGAAACUAUUGGAACCGAUAUGUCACAUAG
Messenger RNA from Octopus sinensis (East Asian common octopus), 6363 nucleotides. RefSeq names its product mucin-5AC. The coding region runs from base 1 to 6363 and encodes 2120 amino acids. Gene Ontology annotation, cellular component: membrane. The transcript has 6 exons. Lineage: Eukaryota; Metazoa; Mollusca; Cephalopoda; Octopoda; Octopodidae. The record is from RefSeq and is a predicted model, not a curated record. Gene Ontology annotation, molecular function: calcium ion binding. Gene Ontology annotation, biological process: cell communication.